This is a messenger RNA of Triplophysa dalaica, 1650 nucleotides long. Its product is annotated as plasminogen-like. Lineage: Eukaryota; Metazoa; Chordata; Actinopteri; Cypriniformes; Nemacheilidae. The transcript has 7 exons. Bases 100 to 792 code for a protein of 230 amino acids. Gene Ontology annotation, molecular function: endopeptidase activity; signaling receptor binding. The record is from RefSeq and is a predicted model, not a curated record. Gene Ontology annotation, biological process: proteolysis. Gene Ontology annotation, cellular component: extrinsic component of plasma membrane.
UUGUUAAGAUAAUAAUUGAUAGAUGUCUGAGUGCAGGGUGAUGUUUGUUAUAGUCACAUUCAGAACCUCUGAACUUAGUUUGCUUGUCAACGCUUCCACAUGGAGGUUCAAAAAGCAGAUCUUUUAUUUUGUCUUUUCCUCUUCUCUGUUUUCCUAACGGACUACACUGAAAGUACAGAAGAUUGUAUGCACUGCAGAGGAGACGACUACAGAGGCAACAUCUCCAUCACUGAGAGUGGACACACCUGCCAACGCUGGGACUCUGAUCCACUAAAUAAAUACACGGCAUCAACAUACCCUGAGAAGAACUUGGAGAAGAACUUCUGCAGGAACCCUGAUGGAGAGCUCAGGCCCUGGUGCUAUUCCACAAAUCCAUCCAAACGCUGGGAGUUCUGCUCUAUUCCCCGAUGUAGAACUGAACCAGCCGCAAUAGUUCCAGAUCACACCUGUAUUACUGGAGAUGGAAGCUCUUACAGGGGAACUGUUUCUGUGACCAAAUCAGGGAAAACUUGCCAGAGUUGGACAUCUCAAACUCCUCACACGCAUGGCAGAACUCCAGACAACUCCCCAUGCAAAGGUCUUGCAGAGAACUACUGCAGGAACCCUGGUAAUGACCGAGCGCCCUGGUGUUUCACCACAGACCCCGAGACCCGCUGGGAAUACUGCAAUGUGUCCAGAUGUCGAGAAAAAGAAUUAACUCAUCAAAAUGAUGGAAUGAUGCAAAUAUUUGGAAUGAUGUUGCCUCACAGCAAGAAGAGACUCUCUAUCCAGUCGUAUACAGCUUUAUAUUGAAACAAUACACCCAAAUACACAAAAAAUAGGUUUUAAUCUACUUUUCUGUUGGCAGAAAACAAAAUGUGUGUAAUAGGGGGUGAACUCGACCAGUUAAAACUACACACCAGCAUCACUAUAAUUAAAAUUGCUGAAAUCCAUCUGUGUAUAUACUUCCAUACAGUCAAAGCGUUUUGAAUCAUAAUUGCUCAAACAAUGUCCAUAAGUGGUUAGUUCUUGGAAACACUGUUUGUUCAUGCAUAUCUCAUUCUCGCUGCAGAGGCGAUCCUGCGUAGGGAAAGCAAAAACGUGCUCGGUCUGGGCAGUAGAAGUGAAGCAGAAUGUAUUGCUAAACUGCCAAGGCUUACUCAGAAAGUCGUUAGAUCUGUCGCUAGUCGCUUUUUGAAAGAUAAGUCGCUAAGGGGUCUGAAGAGUCACCAAAUCUAGCAAAACAGUUGCAAUGGAUGGGUGCCCCGAACCCAAACCCCAAAAUUUCAAUGAAUGAAAAUUAUUUUCUUUUUUUUAGCCUUUUUUUCCAUUGUUGUUUUUAAGAAUAUAUGUUUUUUUAUAAAUAUUUAUUUUUAUCUUUCAUUUAUUAAACUUUGUGUAAAAAAAUGUGUUCCCGAUUUUCAUGUCACUACCGAUACAGUGUAUGUUUAAGUCCAUUUGCUGGGACUGAUUUUAGCCACACCCCAACAUUCUUAUCUCGAAUCACUAUUGUGUCCCUCUCUUUUAUAACUAUGUGGUUAGUAGACCGGUCUUAUCACUUUUAAGUAAACAGGCUAAAAAUCAGUGUGUAACUUUAAGGAACGUCUUUUUUCUGCAAUUAAGCAAACUUUAUUGUCCGUUAUUCCAUAAAAUUUAAUUCUUAUGUGUGUA